UUCUUGUAACAACAACACAGCACCUGAUCACCCAGUUGAGACUAAAGAGGACUUCUCUAAUCCUAGACUAGAAGGGUAGCUUUGUCCCGAUGUCUGUCCAUGAGAAAAUAUCCAUGUCAGAUUUGAUGGAAACCCUCAGGGAGGAGCUCACCUGUUUCAUCUGCUUGGACUAUUUCAGCAGUCCAGUGACCACCGAGUGUGGGCACAGCUUUUGUCUGAUGUGCCUCCUCAAGAGUUGGGAGGAGCACAACACACCCUUAUCUUGUCCUGAGUGCUGGAGGACUUUGGGAGCCCCUCAUUUCCAAGCCAACAAGCGACUGGGGAGACUGGCUACCAUUGGCAAGCAGCUGAGGUCUCAGGUGCUGCAGAGUGAGGACGAGCAGAACAGCUGCGGGAAAACACCGGGAACUAACAGGGUGUUCUCUGAUGAUGAGCAGAGUCUAAAUAACUUCUCGACACAAAGUCACGGGAUGAACAGGGUAUAUUUCUCAAGUGAGGCUGAGGAGCAACACAAAGAAAAACUCCAGGAUAUCAUAAAUCUUCUACAAAAAAAGAAGAAGGAAGCUCAGGCCAUCUUGAACCAUGAGAAGGAGCGAGUGAUACUGUGUAAGGAGGAGACAAAGACUUGUAAGCAGGUCGUUGUGUUUGAGUAUAUGAAGAUGCACCAGUUCCUGAAGGAAGAGGAGCAGCUACAGCUCCAGCUCCUGGAGAAGGAGGAAAAAGAGAACAUGAAGAAGCUUCGGACCAACGAGAUCCACCUGACCCAGCAAGUCCGGCGCCUCAGCAAAAUGAUUGGGAGGAUUGAGUCCACCUGCCAAAACUUGACUUUGGAUUCUUUUGAGGAAGUCAGAGGAGCCAUGGAUCGGUGUGAAUCACUGCUGCUUCAGUGUCCAGAGACCACCAUCACAGAACUGAGCCUGUGCCGCAUCACAGGGAUGAGGGAGAUGCUGAGAAAAUUCAGCACAGAUAUAACUCUAGAUCCAGCCACAGCCAAUGCCUUCCUAGUUUUGUCUGAUGAUCUGAAGAGUGUGAGAUAUGGAGGAACCAGACAGCAAUUACCUGACAACCCAGAAAGAUUUGAUCAGUCUGCCACUGUGUUGGGAGCUCAGAUCUUCACCUGCGGGAGACACUACUGGGAGGUGGAAGUGGGAAAGAAGACUGAGUGGGAAGUGGGCAUCUGCAAGGACUCUGUGAACAGAAAGGGGAAUCUGCCCAAACCUCCUGGGGACCUUUUCUCACUGAUAGGCUUAAAAAUUGGUGAUGAUUACAGUCUCUGGGUGUCGUCGCCCUUGAAAGGUCAGCACGUCAGAGAGCCAGUGCAUAAGGUUGGUGUGUUCUUGGACUAUGAAUCUGGACACAUAGCAUUUUACAAUGUGACAGACGAGUCCCUCAUCUACAGCUUCCCAUCAACCUCCUUCCAAGAACCUCUCAGGCCUAUCUUCUCCCCUUGUCUUCCAAAUGAAGGGACAAAUACAGACCCACUUAUCAUCUGCCAAAUCUGAGGGACAUGCCCAGAGCCAUCACCAAAGACAAGGUCAAGGACCAACCUAGUCACUUAGUGCGUUCAAAGCCAUCACACAUCGGAUUAUCUGAAAGAAAAAAAAAAAAUCCUUCCAUUGCAACAACUUUCUACAAACUCAGUUCUGCAAAGAGUCAAUUAAAAAUGGAUUCAACACCAAGAAUAUAGAACUGAUACCCUGCCUUCAAGCCAGUUAGUUAUCUGAGUUACGCUGUGUGUGCUGGCCACUCAACAUACAACACUUCUACUGUUCUCUACCUGUGAAUCUGUCAUAGGCCAGUUUUAUAAAUACACGUCAUUUUUUUU
Meriones unguiculatus (Mongolian gerbil) is the source of this 1825-nucleotide messenger RNA. It is a transcript of the gene Triml1, whose product is annotated as tripartite motif family like 1. The record is from RefSeq and is a predicted model, not a curated record. NCBI's taxonomy places the organism in Eukaryota, Metazoa, Chordata, Mammalia, Rodentia, Muridae. The transcript is spliced from 6 exons. Bases 90 to 1502 code for a protein of 470 amino acids. Gene Ontology annotation, molecular function: protein binding.